Molecule: messenger RNA, 1199 nt
Organism: Phyllotreta striolata
Lineage: Eukaryota; Metazoa; Arthropoda; Insecta; Coleoptera; Chrysomelidae
Source: the annotation of a GenBank genome assembly
AUAGAGCGCACAACAUGUUUUCAAAGAACAUAAAAACGUUUACAUUUCUCUUUAGUUCAAGCACAAAGUCAGCGCGCUGUUGCGAGCGGGACUUUAUUAGAAAAAUGUCUCUUUCACCGAAUAAAGACGAACGACCAAAAAUCACACCACUGAAAGAAUCCCGUCGUUUUAUGAUCGACUGUUUGAAAGCCGUCGGUGCUCAACAAAAACACGCCGAAAUCGUAGCCGAUAAUCUACUAGAAGCCGAUCACAGAGGGCACUACAGUCACGGAAUGAACAGACUGGAAAACUACAUAAACGACGUCGAAAAGGGCUUUUCCGUCGCCAACGCCACACCAACAAUCGAGAAAGAGACCACAGCUACAGCUGUAGUUAACGCAAACAACGGAUUCGGCGCUGUAAGCGGACAAUUCUGCAUGGACUUGGCCAUAAAGAAGGCAGAAGAAGCCGGAAUCGGUAUCGUUACAUCUCACAACGCAAACCAUUAUGGUAUCGCUGGAAUUUACUGCCUGCAAGCAUUGAAGAAAGGUUUGAUAGGGUUCUCGUGCACUAAUACUUCACCAUUGAUGGUUCCAACUAGAGCAAAGAAAGCAGCAUUAGGAACCAAUCCAAUCGCCUUAGGUGUACCAGGGCUACAAGGCGAUGAUUUUCUAUUAGAUUUCGCCACUACCGCAGUCGCAGUGGGCAAAAUAGAAAUCCAACAAAGAAAACACCAGCCAAUCCCCGAAGGUUGGGCUUUAAACGAAAACGGGCGAGUUGAAACCGAUUCCACCAAAGCAUUCGCAGCUUCACGCCUAUUACCUCUAGGCGGCGUUGAAAAAACCUCUGGUUAUAAAGGUUACGGUUUGGGAAUGCUCGUCGAGAUAUUCUGCGGGAUUUUAUCGGGUUCCAGUUACGGCCCGAACAUUCGCAGCUGGACGAAUCCCAACGCCAAAGCGAAUUUGGGACACUGCUUCAUGGCUUUGGAUCCCAAAGCGUUCGCGGAGGGAGUGGAAGAGAGGAUGAGCGAUUUGAUGAAUACUAUUCGAAACAUGGAACCUGUCGAUCCGAGUUUACCUGUGUUAGUGCACGGUGAUGCCGAGCGAAACCACAUGGAGAAGGUGCAAAAACUAGGAGGAUUGAGCUAUGUGUACAAUCAACACGAAACCAACAAGCGUUUGGCUGAAAGAUUGAACGUUGCUCCCAUGCAAAGCAUUUAA